Closterium sp. NIES-65 is the source of this 1296-nucleotide messenger RNA. The record is from the annotation of a GenBank genome assembly. Lineage: Eukaryota; Viridiplantae; Streptophyta; Zygnematophyceae; Desmidiales; Closteriaceae.
AUGGCGGGUCUGAACCUCCUCGGGCUCUCCCGCGCCUCCGGCAGACGACCCUCCGUGAGUCGCGCUCGCUUCGAUCCCCACUGGCCCUCACUUUCUCCCGCCCUCCCUUCCGCCCUUCCUCCCGCCCUCCCUUCCGCCGUUCCUCCCGCCCUCCCGCCUGCUCUCCUCCAUCCGUGCCGCUCUCCCUCCCCUCCCCUCCGCUCCGAUCCGCGCGACCCUCCUCCGCGGUACGCGCUCGUGGCCUCGCUGUCAUGGCGACAUCAGCAACUGGCCAGCGCUCUAGCCAACUCCAAUGCUGCUGCUGCUGCUGCUGCUGCUGGGGGGAGUGGGGCGAGUGGUGGGAGGAAUGGGGCAGCAGCAGCAGCGGCAGCAGCAGGUGACGGUGCUGCAAAGGAGGCGGAGAAAGAGAUGAACCCUGCAAAUCCCAUGCAUCUCCAUGCUGCCCCUCCCGCGUCCCCUCCUCCUCCUCCCAAGACCGUGCGCAAGCGGCGCAGGGCGAAGCCAACGGACUUGAUAAACCAGAGGCGGUGGCAGCAGUUCUACCGCAACAUCGUGCUCAUUGUGAACUACAAGCGCCCCCAGCAGAUGCCCGUCACGCUCGACCUCCUGCACUCGCUCUACGGCUCCCUCUUCCAGCGCAUCCUCGCUGUCUCUGAGUUUGGCGACGCCGACUUGGGGGUUCUCGAGUCGCCUGUCAAGGAGACAGGGCACGCCCACGACUUGCCGCCCGGGUCACUGCACUACAGUGUGCUGCCGAAGCUGCUGACGUGGCACCCCAUGGCGGAGGGCUUUUUGUGGAUGGAUGAUGACACGGUGCUCAACUACUGGACCAUGAGCCGCGAUAACAAGUCGUGCAUCUGGUUCCUGGGGCCCAUGCACCAGUCGUGGCGCAUCGCCAGCCUCGACCCCAGCGGAAGCGUGGCAGGGGGAUGGGGAGGGGAGGGGAAGGAGGCGGGAGCGGUGAGGUACAUGGAGGAUGCGAGUGAGCGCGUGGAGGAGAGUGGGGAGGCGCUGCAGCUUCUAAAGCAGGCCGUUUCCCAGGCGCUCUCCCACCUCCCCCAACAGUACCUGCAGCAGUACCAGCAGUCCAUCUCCCCCAAGACAAAUAUCUUUCUGCGGGCAGCGUCGGACGUCUUUUAUAUCCCGCAGCGCCAUGCGCCUGCGAUGCGCUCGCUCGUCCCCAUCUUUGCCGACCAUCGCAUUGUGGCUGAUGUAAGCUGCACCCUUCCUUCUCACUCCGUUUUGCUCUGUUCCAACAUCUACCCAUGUUUUUUUGGCACCUUCUUGGCCCCUUAG